Molecule: messenger RNA, 4190 nt
Organism: Petromyzon marinus (sea lamprey)
Lineage: Eukaryota; Metazoa; Chordata; Hyperoartia; Petromyzontiformes; Petromyzontidae
Source: RefSeq, a predicted model, not a curated record
CAGUAGGGAGUGGUGCAGCAGUAGGGAGUGGUGCAGCAGUAGGGGGUGGUACAGCAGCAGUAGGGAGUGGUACAGCAGCAGUAGGGGGUGGUAAGCGACUGAUGCAGCAGCCGAUACACAAUCAGCAGGAGGGAUUACAACGGCGGGACCGUAGUUAGUGUCGAGCGUCAGCGAGUUAUAACUGCAGCAGUAGGAGCUAUAGCAACUACACGGUACAACAGCAGCAGCAACAGCAGCAACAGCAGGAGGAUUUGUCACGGCGGUGACACCUGAAGUAGGAGCUGCAGCAGGGAUGCAGCAGUGACAGCAGCGGCAGCUGCCGAAGCAGCUGCGGCAGCAGACCCCGCAGCAUCGCCGACUGCAGUACCAUCGGCAAUUGCCACGUAAUCGCCGAUGAUAACAGUCUCAGUAUUAGUGUCGGCGACUACAGCAGCAGUAGUCGACGCCGCAGCACGAGGUGCAGCAGUGUGGCAGGAUCGGCUAGAACAGGCGAAGUGGCGUCAUUAAGUAUCUGCAGCAGCAGCAGCAACAGUCGCGGCACGCCAGACGGCGGCAUUUAGAACUGCAACAGGGGGGGGGAUGGAUGGAGCGAGCAGCAGUAGCAGCAGCAGUAGCGGAGGCAAGAGAGGGAAUCGUCAUCGCUAACAGCGGCAAGUGGCAUCAUUGAGGGCGACAGAAGAAGGAGCAACCCACCCACCACCGAGCGAUAUCUGAACUAUAAGUAGCGGCGAAGUCACCUCCGGCGCUUACAGCGGCUGCACCACCUGUAAGUGUGGUGGUGCUGCUGCAGCAGCAGCAGUAGCAGCAGCAGCAUCGUGUUUGACGAUCCGCAGCAUCGCCGUCAUCACGCCCAGCUAAACGAAAGAGCAGCGGGCUGAGAGUGUUUGUCAAACGGCAGGAGCGGGAGGAGUCUGCAGCUUCAGCACCCCCGUGCACAGCCAUCUGCAGGGAAUUGACAAACACCGCCACCAACCAACCACCGCCGUCGUCGUCAGCAGCAUCGGUACCAACACAACCACAACAACCACCACCACCACGAUCAUCACCACCGCCAUCAGCUGACACACAAUGGCCAGCACGCCGGACACCCCGAGCCUCAGCCCGAGACGCGAGACCACAGCGCUCGGCCGCUUCCCUGCCACGCACGGCUCCGACAGCGCCGCCGCCGCCGGUGGCGGCGUUGCGGCGGCGGCUGCGGGGGCCUCCUCCUUCGACUGCGCCCUGAUGCCGGCCGCCGGCGGCUUCGGACGGCACCAGAAGCUGCACUCCGUGCUCACCUGGCUGCCCUACAUCUUCGUGGGCUGCGUGCUCUGCGCCGACGCCUUCAACAGCGCGCCCCCGGACAGCUACCGAUGCCGGCCGGACCCCGCGGCCUUGCCGGCGAACGCAUCGGACGCGCAAGUGUGGCUCUGGCUCACGCGUCGGGAAGCUCGUGGCGGUCAGCAGCAGCAGCAGCAGUACCUGCAGCAGCAACAGCAGCAGUACCUGCAGCAGCAGAUGAACGGGGUUGGUGGUGGUGGUGGUGGCGGUGGCCCGCACUGCGCACGUGUUCGCUACGGUGUGGCCGCUGGGGCUGCUGAGGCCAACGGGACUGCGGUGGACACGAGGGAAGAGUGCACGGCGUGGGUCUACAGGGUCAGCCCCAGCCAGCCGGGGCUGCGGAGAACCAUCGUGACCCAGUGGGACCUGGUGUGCAAGAAGUGGUGGCUCGUGCCGGCUGAACGCCUCGCGUUUAUGGUCGGCUAUGUCGUCGGCUGUGUGGCCAUGGGAGCCCUGUCUGACAGGCUGGGCCGCCGCUGCGUGCUGCUCAUCUCGCUGGUGCUGACGUCGCUGGUGGGAUUCGCGAUGGGCCUCUCCAGCGGACCCGUCAUGUUCACCGUGCUGCGGCUGGUGCAAGGCCUCUUUCUCCCUGGCGUCUUCCUCUCCCUCUACCUCAUCCUGAUCGAGAUGUGCGACCCCCCGCGCCGGCUCAUGCGCUGCAUGAUGGCCAUGGUGUUCCUGGUGGGCGGAGAGAUGGUGCUGCCGGGGCUGGCCCUGCUUUGCCGUGACUGGGCCGUGCUGCAACCCGUGCUGGCCACGCCGCUCGUGCUCUCCGUCAGCCUGGCGUGCGUGCUCGGUGAGUCCGCGCGCUGGCUCCUCGCCACGCGCCAGGUGGCGGAGGCUCGCGCUGCCCUGGAGACAAUUGCCGAGCGUAACGGCGCUACCGAGGACGAGGAUGUGGCCCGGCGCAAUGAUGCUUUCCAGGAAAUCGAGUGCGCCCUGGAGUUUGCGUCUAAACCGCGUAAGCACAACGUCUUGGAGCUGUUCAGCACGCGCAACAUAUGGAAGAACCUGCUCAUCCUCUGCUUUAUCACCUUCAUCGGCAGCGGGCUGCACCUGUGCUUCAUGCAGUACCUGCGCGACUCGGGCCACAGCUUCUACGCGCGCUACUACAUGAUGGCGGGCGCCGCCGCGGUCGGCUGCCUGCUCACGUGCGUGGCGGCCGAGCGCAUGGGCCGGCGCGGCACGCUGCUUGCCUGCGUCAUCCUCAUGGGACUCGCCAGCCUCCUCCUGCUGGCGCUCACGCAGUACUUGGUGCCGGAGCUGGUGCUGGCGCUCACGCUGCUCGGUCUGGUGGUGUCGCACGCCGCCGGGGGGCUUGGCGUGUUCGUGGCGGCCGAGGUGACGCCCACCGUGGUCCGCGGCGCGGGCCUGGGCCUGGCCGCGGGCUGCGCGUCGCUGGGCCGCGUGUCGGCGCCGCUCGAGGAGCUGCUGACGGAGCGCGGCUCCUUCCUGCACCACGUGGUGCUCGCCGCGCUCGACGUCGUCGCCCUGCUCAGCGUCAUGUUCCUGCCCGAGAGCCGCGGGCACCCGUUGCCCGAGAGCCUGGACGACGGCGAGACUUACCGCCAGCACCUGCAGCUCUCCUCCGCACCCGGCGCGUGCGGCGGCGGCGGCGGCGGCGUCGGCGGCGGGGGCGGCGGCGUCGGCACCGCCGGCGUCGAUCGAGCCGCUCCCAACGGAGGCGGCGGCGGCGGCGGCGGCAUCAUCGGAGACGGCUGCUCGCCCGCCGUGCCGUCCCUGCGCACGGCGUCGCGGCGCAAGCGGGACAAGGUGCCGCUGCUGAGCCAGGCGUCGGAGGCCGGGAGCUACGCGUCGGCGCGGUCCGACUCGUCCGAGCUGCGCGACAUCACCGCGGGAAUUGACUUCUGAGCGCGACGGUAAAACGGGCUCGGUCGCCGCCGUCACCGCGCGACCGGCGGUGGCGGCGCGCGUGGGAAUUGCGAUGGGAGGAAACGAACCGGCGACGGCGCCGGCGGGAUUUCGGUGUGCGAAUCGAGCGCCGAGGAAUCGUAAUGCCGGCAUAAAAACCGAACUGGCCCCGGUUGAGUUCAACAGAUUGCGUCGCGAGGGUGAUGUGCGAUCGCAGUAUCUUGCCGAGAGGUUUACUUCUUCUCGUAACUGCAAGGCUAAUGCUGUUUUUGAUUAUUAAUGGUGAACUCGCUUUGCCAUUGUUACAAGGUAGUACGCGUGGGCGAGUAUGAACCGUUCAAGUGUGGUCCUGCGUUCGUUCACAUUGGACUGCAAGCCGACGGUGGUUUCGAGUUCGAAUAAAUGAAAGUGGUUGCAAGUCGACACAAAAUAAGUUCUGUUCCGCCAGGAAGUCUGCGAGCGUGGCAGCCUGGUAACUGCUCUGCUAGCUUAGUAACUUCCUUUUUAACAGUGACAAUUAAGAGCGCUUUGUUACAGUAUGAAAUAAUACUAAUUGUCAUCGGAUUCGCUAUGAAAUUUUAUUCUUCCAAUAUUGUUUUUCCGGUUCAACAAUAUAUUCCGCAUGUACGUAACAUAUAUACAGAGUUCAAGCCAUUAUUUGUUUGAAGCUAGCCGAGUGACAUUUGGCGCUGGCUGUGUGGGUGACGUGGAGUUGGGUGGAGGGAGAAGACUGGCUAGUUAGAGACAAGGCCGGAGUGUGAGGGAGUGUGAGGGAGUUUGAAACCAGCCAGAGAGGACAUCUAACGGUGCUCGUUGGAUAGAAGAAAUGUCAGCCGUUAUCGAUCAAUUCAAAACGUCGCUCUUUCAACUGUUCACUGCUCAUUGCUCACGUCUACGUAUAUUUGGGGCAAUGUAAGGGUAAUAAUAACAUGAUGAGACCGCAAUGAUUAUAUAUAAAAAUUAAAUAAUGAAAUUACAUUGCUUUUGUAAAGUCAGAU